Messenger RNA from Nymphaea colorata (pocket water lily), 2955 nucleotides. RefSeq names its product cleavage stimulation factor subunit 77. The transcript is spliced from 25 exons. The record is from RefSeq and is a predicted model, not a curated record. Gene Ontology annotation, cellular component: nucleus. Gene Ontology annotation, molecular function: mRNA binding; protein binding. The coding region runs from base 368 to 2686 and encodes 772 amino acids. Lineage: Eukaryota; Viridiplantae; Streptophyta; Magnoliopsida; Nymphaeales; Nymphaeaceae. Gene Ontology annotation, biological process: mRNA 3'-end processing.
CCUUGUAAGAUAAAAGCUUUGUCGGCGGUGAAAAAGUUCCCUGCUCACCGGAAUGAAUGCAAGGGUCUUAGUCGAAUCACUCUUCGGGGCAUACCCGGGCUGGCUUCACACAAAUCGGUUCAGUUAAUAUUAAUCGAGGAAUCGAUUCGGCUUUUCUACGCCCCUUGCCUGCGUCAUCACUCCGAGCUCCCGCGGUAGGCCAUCUGCAAGACGUCCCACAGCAGCUCGGGUUGUUCUCUGCGUGGAAGAGUAGGGAGUAAAAGGGAAAACAGAAAAGGAGGACUGGCUUCUCUGGUUUACUCUGUUGGUUGCGUGUUCUGGAUUAAGCUGCAGGAUUUAAGACUUGGAGUAUGUGCUUUUUGCACUCAUGGAGGAUUUAAGACUUGCAGAGAAAAAAGCUAGAGAUUGUCUUGCCGUGGAUAAAUACAAUGUUGAGGCCUCAGAAACACUUGCAAAUAUAGCACAGUUUUUACCUAUUGCAGAGUCUGCACCAAUAUAUGAGCAACUUCUUUCUACAUUUCCGACAGUGGCCAAGUUCUGGAAGCAGUAUGUCGAAGCUCAAAUGGCUGUGAACAAUGAUGAUGCAGUAAAACAUAUUUUCAGUCGUUGCCUGUUGAAUUGCCUGCAGAUUGCUCUCUGGAGGUGCUACAUUCGUUUCAUCAGGAAAGUAAAUGAAAAGAAGGGAGCAGAAGGGCAAGAAGAGACCAGGAAGGCAUUUGAUUUCAUGCUGAGCUAUGUUGGUACUGACAUAUCCUCUGGGCCUGUAUGGAUGGAGUAUAUCACUUUUUUGAAGUCCAUACCUGCUGUCACUGUACAAGAUGAAUCACAACGCAUGACUGCAAUACGAAAAGCAUAUCAAAGAGCAAUUGUGACCCCAAUUCAUCAUGUGGAACAACUAUGGAGGGACUACGAAAGCUUUGAGAACUCUGUUAGCCAGGCAUUGGCUAAGGGCUUAUUAUCUGAGUAUCAACCAAAGUAUAAUAGCGCAAGAGCAGUGUACAGGGAGCGAAAAAAAUAUGUCGAUGAGAUAGAUUGGAAUAUGAUUGCUGUUCCACCAACUGGUUCCUGCAAGGAAGAGCAGCAAUGCAUGGCAUGGAAACGCCUGUUAACUUUUGAAAAAACCAAUCCACAAAGGAUUGAUGUUGCCUCGUCUAACAGAAGAGUUGCCUUCACAUAUGAGCAGUGUUUGAUGUAUCUAUACCAUUAUCCUGAUAUUUGGUAUGAUUAUGCUACAUGGCAUGCAAGGAGUGGCUCAAUGGAUGCUGCAGUCAAAAUCUUUCAGCGUGCUCUGAAGGCUUUACCUGAAUCUGAGGUACUAUGUUAUGCUUAUGCGGAACUUGAAGAGUCACAUGGAGAAAUUCAGGCUGCUAAAAAGGUAUAUGAAAAUCUUUUGGCCAACAGUGAAACAGCAACAGCAUUGUCUCACAUUCAGUUUAUUCGAUUUCUGAGACGAACUGAAGGCAUAGAAGCAGCCCGCAAGUACUUUGUGGAUGCUCGUAAAUCUCCAAACUGUACAUAUCAUGUUUACGUUGCUUAUGCAAUUAUGGCCUUUUGUCUUGACAAGGAUCCAAAGGUUGCACAAAAUGUAUUUGAAGCUGGGUUAAAGAGAUUUAUGCAUGAGCCAGGAUACAUUCUCGAGUAUGCAGAUUUCUUGUGCCGCUUAAAUGAUGAUAGAAAUGUUCGUGCUUUAUUUGAACGAGCCUUGAGUUUGCUUCCUCCAGAAGAGUCUGUUGAGGUAUGGAAACGUUUUGCCCAGUUUGAGCAAACAUAUGGUGACCUUGGAAGCAUGUUACAAGUAGAGCAAAGAAGGAAGGAAGCUCUUUCUAGCAGAGGAGAAGAGAGCUCAUCAUCUCUGGAGUCCUCUCUUUAUGAUGUCGUGUCCCGCUAUAGUUUUAUGGACCUUUGGCCUUGCUCAUCCAGGGAUUUGGAUCAUUUGGCUCGUAUCGAAUGGCUCGCUAAAAAUAUUAACAGGAAAGGUGACAAAACAACACUACCUUAUGAGACUGGUUCUUCAGAGAAGAAUUUGGCUUUGCAGGCACCAAAUUCUAAAACUGGUCUGGCAUCUACGAAAGUAAUUUAUCCAGAUGUAUCAAAGAUGGUCAUUUAUGAUCCAAGACAAAAACCUGGUGCUGGACUUCCUCCCAAUGCAACUGUACCUGGCCUUCCAAUUGUUUCUGCUUCCACCUCCUUGACAAACAGUUUGAGUUCAGUUGGCAAUGGAACAUCAAAGACUCCCGAUGAGAUGUUGAAAGUAAUGUCACCAGCCUUGGUUACGUUUAUAGCACAUCUGCCAGUAGUGGAAGGCCCAUCCCCAAAUGUAGACAUUGUCCUGUCCAUAUUGGCACAGUGCAACUUUCCUACUGGAGCUACUGGAAAAUCAACUAGGUUACAACAUCAAUCGGCUGUAGGUCCUGUUCAAAGCACCACAAACGAUCUAGCAGGGCCAGCAAAAUCAUGGUCAAAUGCAAAUAGCUCAUCUGCAAGACCACAGAGCCAUGCAGGAAAAAGAAGGGAUUCUGAUAGACAAGAUGAUGAUGAAAUAACCGUACAGAGCCAACCGCUGCAGCGAGACAUUUUCAGGCUUCGACAAAUGCGGAGGGCUAGGGGCUUGACCUCUUCACAGACUGGAUCCGCGUCUGUGGGGAGUGGAGCUAUUUCUGGGGAACCUUCUGGAAGUAGUGGAUGACUAAUUGGUCAAUCUACUACCUUGAAGGCCAGUGAGCAUUUCCUUUUUCCCUUUUUGUUGUGGCAGUUUUUUAACUUAAUGUUGCUACAACUUCUGAUGUAAGAAACAGUUCUUUUUUCUGAAGAAAGUUAUAGUUUCGUUUGGGCACAUUCUGCGUUUGAAUGUUUAUCGUAUCAUAAGCAUGCCAAUCUUGUAACAGUAUCCGUGUUCAUCUUCACUUUGCUUUGACUCAGCCAGUAAAGCAUCCAUGUGUUCUUAUGUUUUUCUUA